This is a messenger RNA of Danio rerio (zebrafish), 2235 nucleotides long. RefSeq names its product CARD- and ANK-containing Inflammasome Adaptor Protein (gene caiap). NCBI's taxonomy places the organism in Eukaryota, Metazoa, Chordata, Actinopteri, Cypriniformes, Danionidae. Gene Ontology annotation, cellular component: cytoplasm. Gene Ontology annotation, biological process: regulation of apoptotic process. The record is from RefSeq and is marked provisional.
AUGGGCUCAACCAGCUUUACCAAUCCCUACGCCAUUGAAGUCAUCCAGAUGAAGAGAAGCGAGUUAGUCAGUGGCAUCUUAAAUCCAGAGGACCUGCUUGAUCUUCUCAUUGCGAAUGGAGUUCUUCAACCUGACAUCCGAGUCUUGGUGUCCGACCUCACAGUGCGAGAGGAGAAGAACUCCAGGAUGUUAAACAUCUUGAUCUCCAGAGGAGAACGUGCCUGCCGCAUCUUCUUCUACCCUUGUCUGAAAAGAGCGGAACCUGACCUUUACCAGCACAUGAGAACGUAUGUGGGUGGAGUUAAUGAGGGCAUUAGAGAUGCGCGGAGACAACUAAUAGGAUAUCUGCUGGAGAAAGACAAACAAGGCCUUGUCAAAAACUCAAAACCAGAGAGAAUCCAUCCCAAGUCUACAGCAAACGAGCCUAAUAAUGAGCCUUUAAACAAGCAGAUCCUCAAAUCCGAAAGUAACCACCAUGAUGCCAUCCUCGAAGCCAUAUCUUCAGGCGAUUUAUAUCUCCUUCAGGAGCUCACUAAAGAAUUGGAUGUCAACAGUGUGCUCUCGUCUAAUGAUACUCUUCUACACCAUGCUGCUGAAUACGGUAAGGAGGCCAUUGUGUAUUUUCUGCUUAGACAAGGAGCGAAACUGGAUUUGAAGGACAAGGAGGGCCGUACAGCCCUACACAGAGCUGCACAACGGGGCCACACCGCUGUUGCUGUGGCCCUUGCGAAGGCUGGUGCGGAUAUUCAUGCUACCGACCAAACUUCUAAGACUCCUUUGCAUCUGGCUGCACAAAAUGGACAUGAAGGGUGUGUUAAAGCUCUAGUGCACGAAGAAAAGAAAAGCCUUAAGAAUCAGACAACAGUACUGCAUAUGGCGGCCAUUGAAGAUAAUGCAACACUGGCAGAAGUUCUUCUAAGAAACGGCGCUUUAGUAGAUGCACAAGAUGGUCAAAGGAAAACAGCUCUUCAUCACGCAGUUCGCCACGGAAAUGAGAAAACCGCAGCGGUCUUGUUGAAGGCUGGAGCUCAGGUGGACUCCAGGAUCGUGGAUGCUGCUUUCCAGCUAAACAGAAAGUCUCUCCUCUCUCUAUUUUUGCAGCAUGUCCACGAGUCCAUGUCUCAGACUGAGAUAAAUGCGGCUCUUUUUAAAGCGGUUCAGAGGAACUUGGAUGCGGUCGUGGCUGCACUUAUUGAGCACGGUGCAGAUGUCAAUAGCUGCAAUGAGCUUGGAUACACACCUGUGCUUCUGGCUGCAGAGCUGGGAAAUGGGGAGGCUUUUAAAGUGCUGGUCUCCAAAAAGGCCAAGCUGGAUGAGAGACUGCCGAACCAGAUGUCCAGUCUUCAUUUGGCUGUUCAAAGCGGCAGCAUACAAAUAGCGCAGAUAUUGUUGCAUAAGGGCAUAGACCCCAACAUCAGUGGCCCUAAAGAUCAGACUCCUCUCCAUCUCAGUGCAUCCCAUAAUCAGCCAGCCAUGAUGGCACUGCUACUGCGUGUGGGGGCUCAGCUCAAUCCCGUCACCCAGGAUGGAUUCACUCCACUGCACCUCGCCAGCCAAAAUGGCCACACUGAAGCAGUCGCCCAACUGCUAGAGGCCAAAGCCGAUGUCCAUGCCAAAGACAAACAGGGAAGAACAGCCUUGCACUGGGCGGCAGAACAAGGAGAAGUGGCCAUCAUACAAUCACUUCUCGCUGCUGGAGCGUAUUCAAAUGCCUCAGAAAGAGAGAAGAAAACCCCAUUGCAUCUGGCUGCAGCGGAGGGACACACUAAGGCAGUUUCAGCACUGUUGGCUGGUAAAGCUAAAGUUGGAGCUAAAGACAUGGACGGCUGCUCACCACUGCAUUACGCUGCUCGAAACGGAAAGGAAAGAGCAGGCAGUGUUCUUCUCGCAUCGAGUAAGAGCAAGAAUGUGGAUGAUAAGAACGUGUGGAGGAGGACUGCUCUGCAUUUAGCUGCAGAGCAUGGUCAUGAGGCGCUGGUUGGCAUUUUACUGGAGAAUAAAGCAAAGAUUAACGCCCUGGAUAACAAUAAAGACACACCACUUCACUGUGCUUGCAAGACUGGGCAUUUGGGAACGGUACAGAGACUGAUCAACUGGACAAAUGGAGAACGGGCAAAUCUUCAGGCUACUAAUAAUGUGAAGAAAAACGCACUUCAGGUGGCUGAAGCAGGGGACACAGAGGCCCAUGAGAACAUAAGCACCCUGCUGAAGAAGAAGAUGUUCCUUGUAAAAUGA